Molecule: messenger RNA, 888 nt
Organism: Anopheles marshallii
Lineage: Eukaryota; Metazoa; Arthropoda; Insecta; Diptera; Culicidae
Gene: Rrp4
Product: exosome complex component RRP4
Exons: 3
Coding region: 1-888 (295 amino acids)
Biological process (GO): nuclear polyadenylation-dependent rRNA catabolic process; CUT catabolic process; poly(A)-dependent snoRNA 3'-end processing
Cellular component (GO): cytoplasmic exosome (RNase complex); nuclear exosome (RNase complex)
Molecular function (GO): RNA binding
Source: RefSeq, a predicted model, not a curated record
AUGAAUAUCACUCCCGUCGUGCGAUUAGCUUCCGAUCGAGUAAACAUUCCACUCAUCAGCGAUGAUGGCCAAAAUCAACGCCUGUUCACACCCGGCGAGGUCGUGACAAGACAACAAGGAUUUAUGCGUGGCCAUGGAACAUACAUGGAGGACGAUGCAUUAAAAUCCUCCGUUGCCGGUGUGAUGGUGCAGGUCAACAAACUGAUCACCGUAAAAGCCCUCAAGGGUCGAUACGUUGGUGAAAUCGGAGACGUGGUAGUAGCCCGCGUAACUGAGGUACAGGAAAAACGCUGGAAGGUAGAUACAAACUCCCGUUUGGAUUCGGUACUGUUGCUGUCCUCGGUCAAUCUACCGGGUGGUGAAUUGCGCCGGCGUGGUGUGGAGGACGAAAAGCAAAUGCGUAAAUAUCUACAGGAGGGCGAUCUGAUCUCAGCAGAGGUGCAAAAUGUCCACUCGGAUGGUGUGCUGUCGUUACAUACGCGAAGCUUGAAAUACGGCAAACUCUCCCAGGGAAUUCUCGUCAAGGUGUUCCCUUCGCUGAUCCAACGGCGCAAAACGCACUUUCACAACUUGCCCUGCGGUGCUUCGAUCAUUCUGGGAAACAAUGGAUUCAUCUGGAUAUAUCCAAUUGCGAACAAUGAAGGAGAAGGAGGAGGUUUCACGCAAAACCUAGAUGAUGUAGUGUCGAAGGAGGACCGCAGAACCAUUGCCCGGUUAAGGAAUUGCAUUCUCGCUCUGGCACACUGCAAGAUGAUGCUUCAUGACACUAGCAUACUGUACGCUUAUGAGGAAUCCUGCAAGUACGAAACUUCCGAACUGCUUCAUCCGGAAUGUAUGGCCGAUGUUGCGUUUCUCACACAGCAUCGUUUGCGAGUAUUGGAACUGUGA